UGCCCGCUGCGCUCCCCCGCGCUACCGCCGGCCUCAGGGUGACGAGGAAGCGGAACCGCGUCCAGCUGCCAGGGCCUCUGUACGCGGCCCGCUGCAGGGUCGAGCUCCAGGGCUGAGGGGUGGGGGCUGCUGCUGCUUAGGUCGGGGGGCCUGGGGAGAACGGCCUGCUGUGCCGGCCGGGGGCAGAGGCCGUGGUUGGGGGAGCCUGGGGAGCAGGCUUCGCCUCUCCGGCCGAGCACGGGCUGCUGCAGAAACAACUGGGAUGUGGGGGGACAGCUAGAACCGAAGGAUAUUGGCGUGCUGAGGCAGCUGCACGAACUGGCGGAUUUGGGGUGCAACUGGGGGGACCUGGGACUGCCGGAGCCAGAAGAUCAACCGGAAAACCUGGGGCUCAAAGGCUGCAGCGGGGUAUUGAUGCAUCAGGAUGACAGUGAAGCUGGGAGACAGCAGCGGGGAGGAAGGGGUGAAAAAGCUAGGCAAGCGAGCAGGAGGAGAUGAGGAGUCCCUGGAAGAAGGGGCAGGAAGAGGAGGAGAGGCAGCUCCAGGCAGGAGCAGCACAAAGAAAGAAGAGAAGAUUAUUAACAACAACACUAAUAACCCCUCAUCCAGCCCCAAUUUACCCCAAGUCCCAUCUUCUCUCCAGCCUUCCCACAGCCAGGACCAGCAUCAUUUUCUCAGGUCCAGUGUCAGACCUCAGAGCAAGAGGUUAAGGAAGGAUUCUCAGGCAUCCUGCUCAGUUGGCAAUAGCAGCAGCACUACUGCAAAAGGAAAAGGGACAGAUAAUGGAGGGACCUCAUCUGGUAGCACAUCAGGAAUUCCUCCCAGCGCUCCUGCUGGGAGUUCUAAGACUGCCGCAAGGAACCUGGGGACCUCGGGUGGAGAGAAGGAGGAAGGAAAGAAAGUCAGACGUCAGUGGGAAUCAUGGAGCACAGAGGAUAAGAAUACCUUCUUCGAGGGACUUUAUGAGCAUGGGAAGGACUUUGAAGCUAUUCAGAACAACAUUGCUCUGAAGUACAAGAAGAAAGGCAAACCGGCAAGCAUGGUGAAGAACAAAGAGCAGGUCCGGCACUUCUACUACCGCACCUGGCACAAGAUCUCUAAAUAUAUUGAUUUUGAUAAUGUGUUUUCUCAAGGGCUGAAAAAAUCCUCCCUGGAACUUUAUGGCUUAGUCUGUUAUGGGGAACUAAGGAAGAAGAUUGGGGGCUGUAUGGAUGAUAAAAAUGCAACAAAACUUAAUGAACUGAUUCAAAUUGGGGCCACGACUGUUCGCUACAAAGGGAGAAACCUUCGGAUCAAAGCUCCAAUGUGCAGGGCACUGAAGAAACUUUGUGACCCAGAUGGCAUUAGUGAUGAGGAGGAUCAGAAGCCAGUACGUCUUCCUCUGAGGGUCCCCGUGGAGUUACAGCCACGAAAUAAUCAUGCAUGGGCUCGGGUGCAGAGCCUUGCCCAGAACCCACGGCUCAGGAUGAUAGUGGAGUUACAUCGGAAGGUCUCCAGCCUCAUUGAGUUCCUGAAACAGAAGUGGGCUCUCCAUGAAGUGCGCAUUCGUCAAACACUAGAGGAACAGCAGCUUCAGGACUCCAGAGAUUCAGAAGCAAGAGGCAGCCUCUCACAGGAGAAAGUGGUGCUUCAUCUCUUCCCAGGAGAGAACUGUACUCUCAUCCCUCUCCCUGAGGUGGCCAGAGUAGUUCACUCCAAGGCUUUCUGCACAGUGCAUUGGCAGGAAACUGGCAAAUGCAAACAGAACACAAAGGACUCUCACUUAUUGCCUCCUGCUCAAAUCCUAGGCAUACAGAGUGGUCAGGGGACAGCCAGAGGGCAGCUGAAGUACCCUCGGGGAUCAGAGGGUAAGAGUGGCGGAAGGACCGAGAGCACUGUAGAGCCAGGCAGAACCUCUCAGCCCAUAGCGGAAGUCUCUGCAAGCCCUGGAGAUGUCUCCCCAGAGAGUGGCCUGACAGAAGGCCCCCCUGAUCUCAGCAUCACAAACUCUCUCGAAAAACCACCUUCUGGACUUCAGGACCCGGGAGGGAGUCUGGAGAAGCCGAUCCCCGUGGUUUUCUGCACCGAGGGCGAGGAGGCCCUGGCCAGUGACCAAGCAACCAAGCUACCAUCAUGCAAUACAGCUUGUGUUUGCAGCAAGAUCCCUGACCUGGAGGAACUCUCUCUGCUCGAUCCAUUCCCUCGGUAUAUGAAGUCCUGUCAAGAUCUGAUUGUCCCAGAGAAAUGUUUUUGCACAGACAAACUGCAAGGGAAAGAUCCUGGUCCCUCAGCUGGGAGUGCCUCUCCUGUGGCUCUUCCAGCUGAGAGUACAGAGGCAGCUGACCCCUGCUCUGCACAGAUGGCAAGAGGUAGGAUAGAAGCUAGCCACAGCCAGGGACCACAGGCUGAUGCUUUUACUAAGGUUUUACAAGAUGCAGUAGUGGAGGAGACUCAAGAGAAGCUGAGCUCUUCAUUUCUGCAUUCACCUCCGGGACAAUCUUCUGCAAAGCCUCUCAAGGAUGACCCGAGCCGACUUGCUCAACAGGUCAGAGAGGAGGGAUGGAGUCUACGAAACUCUGAGAGCCUUACGUUGGCUGAGGUUUACCUCAUGAUGGGCAAGCCAAACAAGCUGCAGCUGGAAUAUGACUGGCGAGCUGUGUUAGGGCCAGAAACCCAGGAUUCCAGGGAGGAAACAUCCGAACCCAGUGCUGUCCCCACAUCUUCCAUCUUUCACAAACAAAGACUCCUCAACUGCCUCUUAAAACUCAUUUCCACUGAAGUCAACCCCAAACCAACCCCUGAGAUGAACUCUGUCGCCACAUCCCCUAUAAAACCUACUCAAGAAGAGCAAUCACUGACUCCUCCUGGAAAGGUGAUUGCCGUCAGCACCAGGAGUCCAGGUUGUGCACGAAACCAAUCUGCUCUUCGCAACAAGACCUUUUCUCCCAAUGUUAGUUCCAGCUCCUCAGGUUUGAGGAACCCCCCUAGACCUCUCUUGGCGGCUGGUCCCUCAAGUUCUGGAGGAGCUGAUGCAGACGGUGGGCUCUUUGCAGUUCCCACGACUCUACCACCCAAUAGCCGACAUGGAAAGCUGUUCGUGCCUAGCAAGGAAGCAGAACUGACCUUCCGACAGCACUUGGACACAAUUAGUAUGCAGUCAGACUACUUCUUGCCAAAACCAAGGAGAUUGCGGAACAGGCACCUGCGGAAGCCAUUGGUGGUACAGAGAACACUGCUCCCCAGGCCAUCGGGAAAUCCAUCUCAGCAUGUCUGCUCCUUCUCCAUCUUAUCCAACUCUUCCAUAACAGGGAGAGGUUCAUUUCGGCCAAUCCAGUCUUCACUGACUAAAGCUGCUGUUUCUCGACCCAUUGUGCCCAAGGUUCUUCCAACACAAGCUACCAAUCACCUGUCCAGUGCUAUUGACUUGGCAGCUAAAAGUGCUGGUAUUAUCCCUGGCAGCCCCUUGCCUGUCCUGGAUUCUGAGGGCUUGUCAGGUGUGUCUCCGCUGUCACCAGACGGUGUGGCUGCAGUGGUCACGGGGCAGGAGUCGGCAGAGGCAGAUCAGAAUGGAAGCUCCAUCGGCACAGUAGGGGGUUCAAGCAGUAGGUGUCGGGUUCCUUUCAUUAACCUACCCACACAGCAAGAGCAGAAGGCGGUCCCUGAUGGAUUCCAGCAGGACACAUCAGUCCUUUCUCUGUCAGAACUGUCCAAGACUCCUCUCCAGAAUGGUGUCUCCACUCCUCCGCUUCCUCCAUCACAAGCCUCCAGUACGCAUCUGUGUCCUCCCAACGUCUCUGCUCUGCUGGAUAUCUCUCUUCCUGGACCACCUGAAGAUGUGCUUUCUCAGGGAGAACCUGCCACUCAAAUAAGCGACUCUAUCAUUGAAAUCGCUAUCAGCUCUGGUCAAUACAAUGAAGGUGUUUCCCUCUCCCCUGCGAAACUGAAUGGCAGUGACAGCUCCAAAAGUCUUCCAUCCCCCUCCAGCAGUCCUCAGCAGAACUGGAUUGCCUCUCCGAGCCAUGAUCCACAGUGGUACCCCAACGACUCUACCGACUCUUCUCUCAGCAGCCUGUUUUCAAGUUUCAUCUCCCCCGAGAAGGGCCGGAAAAUGUUGCCAACUCCUGUUGGAACUGCCAGUGGCACCUCCUUAUUGGGACCCAGCCUGCUGGAUGGAAACUCACGGGACUCUUUUGUGUCUCGAUCUCUGGCAGAUGUAGCAGAGGUGGUGGAUUCCCAGCUAGCUUGCAUGAUGAAUGAGAACAGCAUAGAUUACAUAUCUCGUUUCAACGAUCUUGCCCAGGAGCUGUCAAUACCUGAGCCAACCCGUAGGGAAAUCCUCUUUGAUGGAGGAGGAAGCGGCCCCCCCAUUGGUGACCUCUCACAGUGAGCAUAAGAGACCAGUACGCUGGUGGAGACUGUUCAGCUUAGUGGAAUUUAUUGUAUUGGAUCUGAGAGGCAAGUUGAGGAUAUGCAAUUGAUGUCCAAAUGCUGUCGUCCACUGCACGCCUUUCUAGAAGAGCAGCAUUGUCUUUAGAGGUCUGAAGAAGUAUCUGCAAGUCCUAGAAUGUGCAAUACGCUGGGGAAAAUGUAACGUGAAACAUUACAGGGAGUGAUGUGUCUGCAUCAAUGAUAUAAGAUGGUGAAUAAAUGAGUUUGAGGUGGUCCUGGAUUUGUACUUUUGGCAUGGCCUAGGCAAGAAGCUUGGACAAGAGUAUGGCUAGAAACUUCUUCGACUUGAAUCUUUUUUUGCAUGCUGAUCAACAUACCAUGAUUUGGGAUCCACAUUGAAAUUGAGGGGUAGAGGGAGAGGGAAAUCCUUUUUCUAUUCACAUCUUGAAACGUACUGUUUGGCACGAUUGUUGAAUCAGUCAAACUGAAGUUUCUUGCACUCUCCUGAAAGGCACCAUUCCUCUGUGAUGCUUGUGCUGCAAUUUAAAAAACAUUGUUUCUUUGGCUACGCCUUGUUUAUUGAACAUUCCAGUGGGGCAAAAGCCUGCAUUCUUGUUUUGGGGCUCAUGUAGGCUCCCCUAAAUAUUGGGGGGGAUCUCUGUGGAUUUUUCUUGUUUUUUAAAUCUUACCCUACAUCACAGCCACCAUCCUUCUGACUGAAUCUAUUUGCUCCUUUUAGCAGGCUGACACAGGAUUCUUCAUCGCAUUGGACAGUGCACUGAGUCACCCCCCACCAAUGGGAGUCUGUUUUCCCUGGAAGAUGGUUACUUUCCAGGAGAGAAAACACUGCAGAAAGGGGUCUUCCUGGAAUCACUCUUAACGCUUUGUCUUAAUAGGUUUUGUUUUUGUUAGGAAAUCUGUAUAUCACCAUCUUUCUCCACAUAAACACCAGAUCCAGCAUCUCAUUGGGGAUUCUUAUGGGAGAGGAGAUAGGAAAGAAUAAUGUUCAUAUAAAUAAUUAAGUUAGAUUUCAGCAAUCUUAUGUCUUUCAAUGAGUCUUAUCUUAAUCUGACCUCUCCACCCUGUCGUGGCCUACCUAGAUGCUCUGUGGUACCUCAGGGCAUCAUUUUUCACUGUAGUCCCUCCCUGGCACUGAUGGGUCCAGAAGUUCCCAGCUAAGCUGUUAUGCAUUUCUAUGGUAUAGUGUUUUAAUGCCUGAAAGACCCAAGUCCUGAUAUCAGCAGGUCCAAAGGAGUUCUAGUAACGUUACUUCCUUUACAGAUGGUUUUCCUUUUGCUUUUUAAUAGCUCAGGAUACAUCCUUCCUUCUCCUAUUUCUUUUCCCAUCAGUCUUGAAAAGGAUACUUUUACUGUGCCUGUUUUUAAAGCAUUUAUCUGCAGCCUCCAGUAAAAGGAUUCCCCUUGACUAUUUUAGGUCGCUCUGAAGAAAUAGAUGCUAGUCCUGUAUAAACCUCAAACUUUUAUAUACAUAGCUGUUCGCUAAUGAUUCAAACAUAAACCCCUCUAUCCUUAAGGCCAUUACCAGGGCUUCAUUUUCUCAACUCGUGCUGUGCUCUGGAUGUAGUUCUACCUACUCCUACAAAGCAUUUGACUGGGAGUCUUAUUAAAAUGUUGACCACAAAGCACUGAUUGGGCAUACAAUGUUCCCUGUCACUUUACCCCCACCUAGUUAGACGUUUUUGAUAUUGGUUGGCAUAUUCUUUGCAUUGUGCUUCUCUAGCUUUAAGAGAGAAUUUAACCAGUUUUCUGAUGUUCAUACUCUGUGAUCCAGAGCAGGUUUAUUUACCUCCUUCUCUAAUGGGUGGAAAGACUUGGAGGCCACUCCUUUGAUUCAUGCUGUAGGAUGCCUUGUGUCUGGUUGCUUCGUUCUUCUCUUGGAUGUUGGAACCACCUGCCCAGCUAGACACCGCAUUCGUACAGUUGGGUGUUCCCAGCAGGGACUCAGACCUGCAUCACUAGCAAGCAGUGGGUCAGCACAUUAAGGGGGGGGCAGAUUUCAUACUAAUAAGCUAACUCCCUUCUUUGGCUAUAAGUCACCUGAGUUCUUUCCUCUCAGAACAGGCGGUCUAAAAUCCUAUCACAGUUUACAGGGUCUCUCACAGUCCUAGAACACAGACACAUUUAAGGUUGCCAGUCAAAUCUACACUUAGUCAUGUAUAUUUGUUUCUGAAGGGUUCAAACUUGGUAGAAACCAGGAUUUCCAUUAAUCCCACUGUCUGAAUCUUUCCAGUGAUUGUUGUAGUUCAGAUGUCUUUCAGUCCAGUCUUUCUCAAAGCACAAACUCCAGGUUUUGGCUACCCGCAUUAGUAAUGCCAUCUGUAUUCUCCAGAAAUACUUCUGCUAACUAACAGAGGCUUCCUAGUAUAGAUGUGCCCGUGGAUUAUCGAAACAUAAUGACAUUUAGCACAAGUAGAAGGAGAAGUGACAAGUUUUAGUCAAGUGCAACAAAUCUGAGCCUUCAGUUGGUUUUUAUGUCUUAAAUUUUGAGAAGUUAGCCUUAUGCUGGCAAGUAUAUUUAGUUACUUCAACCUUCCCCCGCCCCCCAAAAUAGAUAUUGAUAAUAGGACGGAUGUCACAUUGAUCUUGUGAGGCACUCUUCCCCGCAUGGGGUCUAGAUUAUGCCAACUCUGUUGCAAGUGAAGGGUAUGACAUUUCACCAGGAUCUGCUUAUGAGACUAUCGCCAGAAUGUAGUGAGCUGUCUACAGCCCAUGUGCCUUGCCACAGCAAAAAAAUUAUUACAGGAUGAAUCUCAAUGUGGUGGAUAUUUGUAAUGGCCCAUGAGGCCAGCAGAUUUUAAUAUCCUGGACUUCUCAAGGCAGAACAGGAGCACUAGGUGGGGAGGCAAAUAUGAAGAAUAGGGCAGAGCUACCUUUCAGCACCCAGAAAUUCUAUGAUAAAAAUGUGCUUAGCAUCUGCCUUUUAAAAAAUUCUUCUUAUAAAUACAUAUUUGAACAUCCUUUCCUCUCCCCAUGGUCUCCAUGGCCCCCUUCUUCGCUCCCCUCUUCCUGAUAUUUGCAGUGCACAGAGAAUAUUCCCACCUACUAUAUCUGGUCUCUGAUUCAGGAAUGUUAUGAUACCCUGCACAUUGUUUUGCUUGGGUUUUGCUAUUACAAUGCAAAGUUUCUUGUCAGGGAAAAUUUUAAAACAAAAUUUUAAAUUCAGAUCAAUAGAGAACUUACAGUCUUCGUGAAGUUGCUUGUAGACAUACCUUGGGAGAUACCUUUCUCUAGGAAUUGGUGGAUCUCUAGCAGAUGCCCCAUUGUGUGCUGGACUUCAACAGACUGUACCUAGGGCUGCCGUGGGGAAAGCUAACAUCUUGUUUAAAGUAAAAAAAAUAAAAGUUGAAUUAUGCUAUUUCAGCUCCUCUAACAUGACUAAGUAACCAGAACAACUUUUCAGCUUUUUCUGAACAGCUGUUCAAGUAUGUUGCUAGUCAAUUGCAGGCAGGAUUGUUUCAGGGGAGUAACGCUUACUCCAUUAUUUUCUUAUCUUCAUGAGGCACUGUGAAGAGGCAGGGAGGGGGGAAUAGACAUUGACAACCUGGCCUCUACUUCUGAUGUAAGUUCCUGUAAAACUUGUGCUCUGACUUAAAGUUUAGAUUUUUUUUUUUUUUUUUUUAACCUCAGUUGUUUGACUGGCAAGCCUGUGAGUGUACAUGGAAUGAUGUAACUGGUUUCUUUGUAUUCCCCUAAAGUGGGAUGUUGGAAACAUGAAACUUGUCACUGUAGUUUGGGUAUAAAACAAUAUUACCUCCUAAAGAAUACAUCUGCCUUUUUCUGCACGUGUGCACUUAGUAAUGGGCCAGCUACCAGGGCAUCAGAUUCUGCUCAGCCAAACAAUUCAUUCUGUCCUUCGUCAGUAAAUCUACCCAGUAUAGGAAUUUUAAUUGGUUUUUAAAAUGGCAUUGUGUAACUUUUCCUUGACACCCUUCUUACUUAUCUUUCUAAAUUGAAGUAAAUAGCUUGGAUCAAACAUAAUCUACAAAGAAAGCUCGUCUACUGACUAUCAAUCCCGCAGUGGAAAUUACUAUUGCAUUUUUUUUACACUCAAAAGACAGAUGCAUUUGUAAGGAAAGUACUGCACUUUUUUAAUCUUUUCAAACCUUUAAAUCUCCUGAGUUCACAGUGAUUUAUAAAUGUUAAAUAAGUGAAACCUUGGCAAGCACUACGGCAAUAAGUUAUCAUUAGUUACUGAAACAUGAUAACUGGCUUUAGAGCUUUUGGUUUGGCAGCAAAAUUUAUUGCUGUUUUUUAAUAAUAGUUAAGCCAUAUCAUCUAAGGUUUUUGGCUUGUUUGAAAUGUGAAUUUGUUUUAUAGAUUAUAAAUAUACAAAUAUAGUGUAUGUAUAAAGCAGAAUGCCUGUCCUUACUGAUUUUUUGUACCAUAUUGUAAAUUAUAUUAUUUAUUCUUUACCAAUUUUGGAAAAAGGUGUUUUGGUUAUUUAAUAUAAUAUACAAAAGCUGUUAAACUUCCUGUUUAAAUUUCCAGUUCAACUUGUAAAGCUGUUUUUAUUGUGCAUAAAUACAUACUAAUACUUGGUCUAA
Malaclemys terrapin pileata is the source of this 8932-nucleotide messenger RNA. It is a transcript of the gene CRAMP1, whose product is annotated as cramped chromatin regulator homolog 1. The coding region runs from base 425 to 4366 and encodes 1313 amino acids. Gene Ontology annotation, cellular component: nucleus. Gene Ontology annotation, molecular function: chromatin binding. Gene Ontology annotation, biological process: pattern specification process. The record is from RefSeq and is a predicted model, not a curated record. Lineage: Eukaryota; Metazoa; Chordata; Testudines; Emydidae. The transcript has 21 exons.